UCGCUCAGAGCGCCGUUCAGUUCGCGUUCAGACUUGACCGAGUGCGGAUUCUGGUAUUCUAAGCCCCCCUCAGUGUGGAAGGUUCUAAGAGAUAUUUAACCGAGAGUUUCUACACUAACAGAAGUUGUUUCAAGAACUAAGGACGGAGAGCCUUUGGUGGAGUUUCACUUUUGUCCCGAAGCUGUGCGGCGGAUAGUUCUCUGUUGAGACCAGCAGGGUGUGUGGGUGUGUGUGCGGUGAUAAAAAACACCUCCAGCAAACCUCUUUUCAAGUGUUGUGUGUGCGCGUGGGUGGUGGAUUCCUCACCUUGCAAACCUUCGAUUGAAGAAAAAGUGUUUCUUCUUUUAGUGGGUACUGUGAAAAUAAAACGAACGGGAAGACUCACGAUUGCUGUUUAUUUAUUCAUAGUGGAUAAAUUUUGCAAAGGUCACACGUUGUGGUCAUACCAUUCGACACAUGCUCUCAGUGUCGAGUUGAGGGGCAAAGAACAUUCUCACGUGCGUAAUCGUGUUUCAAGGAUUUAACUGGAAGAAGCAAACAACUGUAUCUUUGUGCGGACUGGAUCCUGGAAGAGUCACGAAAAGUGUUUCUAACAGCAAAAGGUAUCCCAGAUAAACGAGGCGAAGAUAACAAAUUAUUGAAGUGCUGGUAUCCAUAUUUCUGUUUGGGAAAUAAGACCUCCCCACACAACCGCUCAUUUCAGUUGCGCCAUCUGGUGUUUGUUUUCAUUUUCACUUUCGUGCCGAAUUGAAGAUUUUGCUUACUUUGGCACUCGUAGCAUCUGUACUUCCGAAGAUCUUCUGUUUUAUUGGAUACAAAUACCGAAUCCGUGCUGCCAUAGGCGAGAACGGGAGCGAAAGUAAAAACGUUGAGUGCUCGCUCGGUAAUAAAGCGUGAUUUAUUAAAAAUUGUGCGGUGGAACACCCGAACAAGUGUUGAGAUUUCAGCGAUCUAUUUGUGAUUGCUUUGCGAGGCAGAACGGAAUUGUUGUUUUGGUGUUUUUGGUGUGCUUGUUGGAAUAGCAGUAACUGUUUGGAGUUUGGAGGAUUCUGCGAAAAAAAUUUAUUGAAAAGUGGUCCGUCGUUGGAUGGAAUAAUCUGGUGUUUGGAAAUAGUGAGUAUCAGCGAAAACACCAAUAAAUUCACACACAAGAUCUUCCUGCGUUGAAUGACUGUUCCACCGCAAAUCGUCGUUGUCAUAUCGCCGCCCAGUGCUCGCCGCCUCCAAGUUGAACCACUUCAUCCAACCGCCGAACCAGCAGUCCGCCGCUGGAACUACUGAACAUCAUGUUGCGGUCCCUUAGUGAAACUGGAAACCUCCCCAAACGGCAGCCACUGGCGGGAGCCGGUGGGCUGCUGCUGCUAGGGGCGCUCAUCUUACUCGACAUCGGUUGCCACCACCACAGUGCACAUGCGGUCGAUCCAGUCGGAACCGGUGGCCCAUCGGUGGUCCACGAGGGCGAGGAUGCACUGCUGACAUGUGUCGUAAUGACGCCGUACAACAAUGACACAGUCCUCUGGCGGAAGGGUCCCAACGAGAUUCUAUCGGCCGGCGUAAAUCGUGUUACGAGCGACAAACGCAUUAGCAUCCUGCACGACGAUUCUCCCAAAGGCAGGACUCCUCUAGGUGGCGAUGUUUGGGUACUUCUAAUUAAAGAGGCCCGCGCAAACGAUACCGAUGUUUACGUGUGCGAAGUGAACAGCGAUCCGGUGGUGCGAAGUUUCCAUCCCUUGAGAGUCAGAAAAGGGAAGAAAAUAAACAACACCGAGUUCACGACCGCGGCAACAUCUGAGUCAACAGCAUCCGGAGACAGGUCGACGUCGAGCUCGACCGCGGAGGAAACAUCCGAAGAGGAAGACGACGAGGAAACCACCUCCGACGGGAUGCCUGCCCUCACACACGACUUUACCGGUUGCUGCCAGGCCAACAAUGUCAGCAGCCCGUGUUUGGGAUUCUGUGUGCUGCACAAUAUUCUGGAGGGAGCCACCGGAGUAGAACCGGAGCAGUGUGAGAAAGAUUUUCCCAACAUCGUGCGGUGCAUGGCUGACGGACGGAAUCACGUCCCGUGCUGCGUGGCGAAAGGAAUACCCGAUCUUUGCCAGGAUAUGUGCCGAGGAGAGUAUACCCCGUUCACAGAUCUGCUUAAAUCCAGAGUUUCCUGCGUGCAGCAUACCCUCCCAGGGCUCCAGUGCAUUCUGGACAAUAUACAAAAACUCCCCUCCGAGCCACAGUCAGUUGCCGUUGAGCCUCUAACAGAGCGGUCCCUCCAGGUCAGCUGGUCGCCUCCGGCACAGCUUACCAAAACGGUGAAAUUCUACCAGGUCAAUGCAACUAAGUUGCACUCCUUUGAUCAGGAUUUUGUUGCGAAUGAAACCAAAGAUAGUUUAAUAAGCAUCCGGGUAUCCGCCGAUCAGGAUUCAGCGACAAUUAGCAACCUGGAACCGUUCACCAUGUACACCAUCACGGUCAGUGCACACAACGAUUUCGGGUCCAGCCUGCCGAGUAUCAGAAUUCGUACCUUGACACUCGAGAACGGUGUGGUCAACAAGCAGACCAGUGUCGCUGUUAUUCCAGUAUUGCCAGACGUUCGCGAAUGCUGCGUAAAAAAUGGCAUCAACCAUCGGACCUGCCUGGAUAAGAUGUGCGAUCCGGUGAAGGCGGAUUUCACCGAAGUACCAGAUCUGAUGGUGUGCGCUCCGUGGGCAAACAUUACGUUUGCCUGUCUGGCGAAUAAAAUAGAUCACACGCCGUGCUGCAAGUCCCGCGGAAUCCCCGACGGCUGCCUGGCGUUCUGCUCCGGCAAUGUGAAAGCCAUCAAUUUCAAUUACUUCAAGUGCCUGCAGUACAUGUCCGAUUACAGCAGCUGCCUGCUGCAGGGCUACGGAGUCCUGUCGGGGCCACCCUCGAAACUGAAAGCACCGCUAAUUGCACCCCACUUUGUGGUUCUCGAAUGGAAACCACCAAAAAUUCUCCCCGACACCGUUACCUCGUAUCAUCUGCACUACAGACGCUUGGGGAGCGGCGAAGAGUAUACAGUCGUCGAGAAGGAGCAAACACCGGUCAUCGUUGAAGAUUUGGAAGCUGGACAAUACUACGAGGCAUUUGUUGUGGCGGCUAACGCGCAUGGGAAGGGAGGACCUUCCCCCCGACUUGUGUUCCAGACAAAGCGAGAAAGCCAGAUGGAACCAGUUACUCACUCGUACAAUAUCUCAUCAUGUUGUCAUGCUUCCGGACUGCUUCCUCAGUGCGCUCCACUGUGCAGUUAUGACGUGAAAAUGUCAGACCUUCAAAAGCUAGGAAACACCUGCCGGGGUCUGAUCGGAACCAUUGUGCGUUGUAGCGCGGGUGGUCGCGAUCACAGCUCCUGUUGCGCCCGUCGAGCCGUUCCUCUCAAAUGUCAAUCGCUAUGCCGUGGUGUGAUCACACAAUCUCCCGUUGAUUGUCUGCCCUACGCCGGAAAUAUUAUUCAAUGCUUUGAAGAAGGCAUUGGGCAUAUCCCAAUGCCGGUGGAAGAUCUUCAUGUAACCUCUGUAACAAACACUAGCAUUUCGCUUGCCUGGGUUCCGUCAGAGAUCGAUCCGAACAACACGGAUACGAAGGCUUCGGAUUAUAUCGUCCAGUACGGGAAGGUGGACAACAUGACAAUGUACGAAACUGUAAUUAAACUCGACAACGAAUUAAUCACCAACGAAACUGAGAUCGAGUUAGGCAACCUCGAACCAAAAGCACUCUACCGCAUCACUGUGAUCGCGCGAGGUCUCCAUGGAACGUCGCUCCCAUCCUCUAUGCUGCUGAUAAACACAUCUCGCACAGAUGCAGCCAGCACCGUGUACGGAGCACCUUCCCCACCACAUUCUUUAUCAGUUUCCUCUCACAGCGCUACAUGGAUCACAGUUGCCUGGCAACCGCCAGAGUUUUCCCACCCCCACGAAACCAUUACCUAUCGCGUAAUCCACAAGGUCGCCAACAACUAUACCGUCAUCGAUACUCGCUUGUUGUGGGUACGAAUUGCCAAUCUCCAGCCGAACACACAGCAUAUCAUCUACGUAGUCGCACUGGGCGCCAAGGGAACUAGUUUGCCAUCGGAAACCUUGGUCGCAUGGACUGAUCCGGCACUCCCUGCUUUCGUUGAUCCACCAACGGUCCACCCGUCAGACAUUAUCUCCGAAGGUGGUUCAAUGACGAUCCUCUGUCUAGCUCUAGGAAACCCUGCUCCAACGAUUUCACUGUACGUAGGAGGUCAUCUGAUCCGACAGGACACCUCCCGGCACAUGAUUACUGUGAUACACAAUGUUACCAUCGAUAUGGAGCACAUCUCAUGCUACGCCGACAAUGGAUACGGUAUUCCAAUGCAGGCAUCGAAGCGUGUUAACAUUAGCUUUGCACCACGAAUCCAAGCUUCGGGCAUCACCGUUGCUUCGGUGGGAGAAUCGGUCGCCCUCAAGUGUACCGUGCGGUCGAGACCAAUUCCCAAGACUAUGUUCUGGCGUGAUCAUGACGGUCGCGUUCCGGUGAUCCAGGGUGGUAACUUCGAUAUGUCCAUGAGAAACGACGUUGAUGACACCGCUCUCUACACCAUGACACUAACGAUCAACAAACUGACCGCGGAAGAGGCGGGAGACUAUUUCUGCCAUGCAGAGAACGCCCUCGGCUCGUCUACCCGUGCUGUAUCAGUACGCAUCCGAAACACAGCCGCCUCAACCAACAUAUCCGAAUGCUGUGUGUCGCAGAACGUUUCGUCCGCCUGUAUGAGCGCGUGUUCGUUCUACAUCGAUAUCGAAAGUGUGAUUGAUCGACCCGAGUGUAUUGUGGAUUUCGAUAAACUGAUGAAAUGUGCCGCUGAUGGAUCGGAUCACCGAGGUUGUUGCGCUUCCAAAGAUAUUCCUCGCAGAUGCCUGAAUUGGUGCCGGGGCGAACCGAUUUCUCCACCGGGAAUCUGUGCGCUGCAGCACACCAGAACAAUCGUGGGUUGCUUCCAGGAGAAUCGCGAACGUCUCCCGGGACCACCGCAGAAUCUGCAAGUGCAGGUUAUGAGUGACGAAGAGGUUGUUAUCAGAUGGGAUCCUCCGACUAAGAAUCCACACACUGUCGAGGGAUAUCGGGUGUUCUGGCAUGACCUGGAGCCAGUGACCGACAACUUAUCGAACGUCAUCAGCGGUCUCGGAACCAGCCGGCUUGAUGCGAAGGAGACAAGCAUCAAGCUGGAGGGUCUCAAGCCCAACGUUAUGUACGAGCUGGUCAUCAAGGCCGGUAACCACUUCGGAGCAUCGGUCCUCUCGGAACCAUUGCGGUUCACGCUGGGUGAUCACCACAUCACUUCGGCGUCGCAGGCAUCCAAUGCUGGAGUUAUUAGCGGCAUUAUCGCCGGCAUGUUGGCUAUUGUUCUGGCGAUAGCCGCCCUUGUGAUCAUGAGGAAGCGGAGAAUCGGUCAGAAGCAAGCCAAUGGUGGGGUGGCCUUCGAGAAUCCAAGCUAUCUGAGGGAGAUGAACGUGGAGCAUGUACAGAUCCCGGCUGUCUCCGGCCAAACCGGCACCGACUGGCGACAGGAGGCACUGCACACCGCCAAUGGGACGGCCACCACUGGCCUGGGCCACGAUAACGCCGUUGUCCCCAUGGCAACCGAAGUGAACCCAUCCCUUUACGAAGAGCUCAAACUCGGACACGACCGGGCCGGAUUCAAAAGACUUGUUUCUUAGGAAUUGAUUAAUGCAGCCUCCUAGGAAAUGGCCACGAUGCCACGAGCAGCUGCAGGAACGGCAUCUGUUCUACAGGGAGGCCCAAGAGCAACGCAAAGUGUACUUGUAAAUACCAGCGGACAGUUCUAGAUGUGAUGGAAUGAAAGGUGGGGAAGCUGUUCCCUCCUUCAUUCGGCGACAGUUUUAUGUAUUAAUCGUGAUCGCGAGUAAGAUGAUGAUGAUAAAAUUUUAGGUGCUAAGAAUUUUAUAGGGUUGAAGGAAUUUUCUAUAGAGAAAAUAGCAAACAAAAACCAGUUUUUAAACAAACAAAAAACGACAUAAAACGGAGAACCUUUGCGCAAAGCACUCACACACAUCACCUUAGGUAUCAUACAUAUAGUAAGUGUUGUAGAACCAUGAUUUGUUUCACCAGUAGUAACGCCUACGGCCACCCAGAAUAAAAUCCCUUUCAAGUGCAGACUGCUUGAUGACACCAUCACCGAUCUAGUCAAAACGAUGAAAUCAGUUUCAGCCGUAGACACCCCAGCCGACCAAUGAGAACGCGAUGCAAAAACAACCGUGGAACUGCCGCAAAGGCAGUCCGCUUGGACCAGUGGCAAUAAUUCAUAUAGUUACCUUUACUGUCAAGAUUAGUAUAUUUGUUAUUCAUUCCGACGAGGAAGCAAUUUGGAUUGCAUUAGAAUGAUGAGCGUUUCGUAAACAAGAAAUAUAAUCUCAUAGCUGUAAUGAUGACUUCCCUCCUGCCGAGUGAUGUGUGUUUGGCAUUGUUUAAUUGUUGUGUGUAUGUGUAAAAUGUACUCCAACCAUACACGUUUACGGUAGAAAAUUGAUUUUAGACCACUCACCAUAGAAUCUCAACGGAAUUUGGUUCUCUCUCUCCGCGCUUUGGUUCCAUUUGCGCCUCAUGCUGGCAUGUUACCAGUGUAAAUAUAAUGCAUGUGGAAGGACGAACAUUUGAAAACGCACUUAGAUCAAUCUCUGAGGACAUUACUUAGCUAAGAUUUAAUAAGAACACUGUUGUAUAGGAUACGAUAAAUCUUUGUAAGGGAAUCACUAGAGAAGCAAUACACUCAACUAGUUUUAUAAUAAAA
Molecule: messenger RNA, 6787 nt
Organism: Toxorhynchites rutilus septentrionalis
Lineage: Eukaryota; Metazoa; Arthropoda; Insecta; Diptera; Culicidae
Product: Ig-like and fibronectin type-III domain-containing protein 1
Exons: 14
Coding region: 1287-5696 (1469 amino acids)
Molecular function (GO): protein binding
Source: RefSeq, a predicted model, not a curated record